AGCUGACUUUAGACGCCAUUUUGUCAGCCAUUUCCUACACUGAUCCAUUGCCAGCGUCUCUGCACGGCACAGGACGCUCCGUCUGGCCUCUGCUUCAGCUGCCCGGGACUCGGUAACCAGCGGCGGACCCUGCACACACGGUACCCGGGUGGAUGAGACACGGUGUCGCGGGUCGCUCGGCUCCCACUAGACCUCCGCAAGGCGCUCGGCCCCCGCAGCACAGAAGCGGUACAAGUCGCAGACAGAUAUGGCUUUGAAGAUUGUCAAAGGGAGCAUCGAUCGGAUGUUCGAUAAAAACCUCCAGGAUUUAGUACGUGGCAUUCGGAAUCACAAGGAGGACGAGGCCAAGUACAUCUCCACAUGCAUCGAUGAGAUCAAACAGGAGCUCAAGCAGGACAACAUCGCUGUCAAAGCCAAUGCAGUGUGCAAGCUCACCUACCUUCAGAUGCUCGGCUAUGACGUCAGCUGGGCCGCUUUCAACAUCGUGGAAGUCAUGAGCUCCUCCAAGUUCACGUACAAGAGGAUCGGCUACCUGGCAGCUUCACAAUGCUUUCACGAGAGCACGGAUGUCAUCAUGCUGACAACCAAUCAGAUCCGAAAGGAUCUCAGCAGUCCCAACCAGUAUGACACAGGUGUUGCCCUCACAGGCCUCUCUUGUUUUGUGACCCCUGAUCUGGCUCGAGACCUGGCCAACGACAUCAUGACGCUGAUGUCCCACACUAAACCCUACAUCAGGAAGAAAGCCGUAUUGAUCAUGUAUAAGGUGUUUCUGAAGUACCCAGAGUCCCUGCGACCGGCUUUCCCCAGACUCAAGGAGAAACUGGAGGACCCAGAUCCAGGCGUCCAGUCAGCAGCUGUGAAUGUUAUCUGUGAGCUUGCCCGGAGAAAUCCUAAGAACUACCUUUCCCUGGCUCCACUUUUCUUCAAACUCAUGACCUCCUCGACUAAUAACUGGGUUCUCAUUAAGAUCAUCAAGUUGUUUGGCGCGCUCACACCACUGGAGCCACGUCUGGGGAAGAAGCUAAUCGAACCUCUGACAAACCUAAUCCACAGUACCUCUGCCAUGUCUCUGCUGUAUGAAUGUGUCAACACUGUGAUUGCAGUGUUGAUCUCUUUGUCUUCUGGGAUGCCUAACCACAGUGCUAGUAUCCAGCUCUGUGUGCAGAAACUGCGAAUCCUGAUAGAAGACUCGGACCAGAACUUGAAGUACCUGGGCCUGCUGGCCAUGUCAAAGAUCCUGAAGACCCACCCCAAGUCAGUGCAGUCUCACAAGGACCUCAUCCUGCAGUGUCUGGAUGACAAAGACGAAUCCAUCCGCCUGAGAGCUCUGGACCUGCUCUACGGCAUGGUAUCAAAGAAGAACUUGAUGGAGAUUGUGAAGAAGCUGAUGCUGCAUGUAGACAAAGCAGAAGGAACCACCUACAGAGAUGAACUGCUCACAAAGAUCAUCGACAUCUGCAGCCAGAGCAACUACCAGUACAUCACCAACUUUGAAUGGUACAUCAGCAUCCUGGUGGAGCUGACCCGGUUAGAGGGCACGCGGCACGGCCACCUCAUCGCCUCUCAGAUGCUGGACGUGGCUAUCCGGGUCAAAGCCAUCCGGGUCUUUGCCGUCGCCCAGAUGGCCACGCUGCUGGACAACGCCCACCUGUUGACAGGAAACAUGCAGCGAAACGGCAUCUGCGAAGUGCUGUAUGCUGCAGCCUGGAUCUGCGGAGAGUUCUCAGAACACCUGGAGAACCCGAUGCAGACGCUGGAGGCCAUGUUGCGGCCCAAAGUGGCCACACUACCAGGCCACAUCCAGGCUGUUUAUGUGCAGAACGCAGCCAAGCUGUUUGCCACCAUACUGAAGAGUCAGGAGGGGAACACGGACAGUACAGCAGCACAGGAUACCAGCCAGCUGAUGAUCGAUAGACUACCACUCUUUGUACAGAGCGCCAACCUCGAGGUGCAGGAGAGGGCGUCUUGCAUCCUGCAGUUGGUCAAGUACAUCCAGAAACUGCAGCAGAAGGACGUAGAAGUAGCAGAAGAAGUCAAUGCUCUGUUUGCUGGAGAACUCAACCCUGUAGCCCCCAAGGCACAGAAGAAAGUGCCUGUUCCUGAAGGCCUGGACCUGGAUGCUUGGAUCAAUGAGCCUCCAUCUGAAAGCGAGUCUGAGGAUGAGCAACCGAAGGCUAUUUUUGCCAAGGAGGAGCCCAAACACUCCCGCCCCCGUCACACAGAGGUGGACGAGAAGGAGCUGGCAAGGAGGAGAGAAGCCAGGAAGCAGGAGCAAGCCAACAACCCAUUUUACAUCAAGGCCUCCCCAUCCUCUCAGAAGGUUUACCAGGAUGCUCCUGGAGUGGAGCACAUCCCAGUGGUGCAGAUUGACCUCAGUGUGCCUCUCAAAGUCCCAGGUCUGCCUAUGUCUGACCAGUACGUGAAGCUGGAGGAGGAGCGUCGGCAGAAAGAGAGAGCAGAGAAGAAGAAGAAGGAGAAGAAGAAGAGGAAAGAAAAGCGCAGCGGACGAGGGAAGAAACAUGACUCAGGCCCGGAGAGCGAAGAGGACAUCACGCCUGCGCACCAGGUCGACAUCGUAACCGAGGAGAUGCCAGAGAAUGCCUUACCGAGCGAUGACGACGACAAAGACCCCAACGACCCUCACAAAGCCCUGGACAUUGACCUGGACAACUUGAUGGAAUCGGCUGGGCGCAGGCCGCUCGCAGACAGCGAGAAGCUUCCAGUCAGGUCACACCGUGCAGCAGAGGCUGCAAAAAGCCCAGCAGAGGACGGGGAGACGGAGAACGCCACCUCGCUGGAGCCCAAGAAGAAGAGCAGCAAAGAAAAGAGGGAGAAGAAGAAGGAAAAAGACAGGGACAGGAAGAAGAGCAAAGAAGAGAAGAAGAAGAAAAAACACAAACAUGAAGAAAAGGAGGAGGAUCUUCUCGGGGGUCAGGCGGAUGAGCCUGCGGUCCAAUCGGAAGAAACCAGCGAGGUGGCAGCCCCGCCCACUUCCACCAGCGCUGAGGUUUCAGACCUGGAUUUCUGGCUCUCAAACGCUCCAGUGCCCUCUAACACCCAGGAAGCAGCAACGGUAGCAGCAGCAGCAGCAGCAGAAGCCCCCGAGCCACCGGCCGGCACAGUGCCAGACUCCGAGCCCGAUGAGCCCAAAGACGCCGAGAUGGAGGAGACUAAAUCCUCCAAACACAAGAAGAAGAAGCAGAAAAAGGAGAAGGAAGAGAAGGAGAAGAAAAAGAAGAAGAAGCACCAUCACCAUCAUCACCACAGUGACGGAGGAGGAGAGGAGUCGGUGCAGAACGGCACCGUCGAGGAGGAAGAGCCGCUGCCGCCCAUGUCCAAUUACUGCCUGCUGGCUGAGAACUCCUACAUCAAGAUGGUGUACGACAUCCAGGGGAACCUGCAGGAUGGCAGCCAGGUGGUCGUGUCUGUUAUAUUUGAAAACAAGUGCGACAGCUUCCUCAAAUCCAUGGAGUUCAACGUCCUGGACUCUCUGAACUCUAAGCUGCAGAGGCCAGAAGGCUCAGGUCCACACGACGGCCUCACCGUCCCCUUCCAACUGCCUCCUGGAGUGUCCAACGAGGCGCGAUUCGUCUUCACUGUGCAGAGCAUCGUAAUGCCACAGAAACUGAAGGGAACCCUCACCUUCAUAGUCAAGAAUGAAGAUUCCUCCACUCAUGAGAAACUGGACUUCAAACUGCACUUUACCUGCACCUCCUACCUAAUCACUACUCCGUGUUACAGUGAUGCGUUCGCAAAGCUGCUGGAGUCGGGAGACCUGAAGGGCAGCUCUGUCAGGCUGGAGGGCGUCAACAUGCCCUUCCACCACCUGCUGGCCAGGAUCUGCUUCCACCACCACUUCUCCAUUGUGGAGAGGAUCGACUCCUGUGCCUCCAUGUACAGCAGGUCAAUCCAGGGUCACCACGUCUGUCUGCUGGUCAAAACUUCCGGUCAGACGGUGUCCAUUGACGCUAAAUGCGACGAGCCGACGCUGCUUGGGAAUGUGCUGGAUGAGAUCAAGCAGACCUUCUCUCAGUGCUGAUUGUGUCUGACAGCCCCAGGGUGCCCCGACCCCUCCACCCCUCCCUCACCCAAACACAACAUUAAUCAUGUUACGAAACACUGCAGCUGGCACGUCCAGUACCGCCCUAUUUAUUGGUCCUCAGAUUUGCAAGAUUUCUUUCCCUCCUCACCUCUUUCUUCUUCUUCUUCUUCUGCGGCGCCCCACACUUUGUCGUUCCUCUGAGCUCUGUGGUCACUCCUUCGUACUUGAUGUUGUUUUACAGACUCAUGGUGUACACGCUCCGUCUUCUCCGCAUCGCACUUUUGUUUUUCCUUCCUGGUUUUUCGGACAGCCUCCCCUGUUCCGGCCCGCCUCUGACUCCUUACUGAGCUCCUGUUUCUGCUCUUUCCACCCUCCACUCUGUGACGGUCACGUAAUGUAAUGUUGACAACUGGACUCUUUUGCUGUUCAUGGUUGAAUUGUAUUUUUACUGUUUUGGAGUUUUAUGUUUUUUGGUUUGUUUGUUCUUUUUUUCUCGUUUGUCGCUUUUCUUUUCUUGUCUGAAGCCUGUCUGCGCCUUUGUCUCACCCCUUCUUUCCGCUCACUAAACAUCGAGCUGCUCGUCUGUGUAGACCUGAAAAAAAAGAAAUCAAAAAAAGAAAAAACCCCACGUGACUGACUGUUUUUCUCAGACUCGUGCCGGCUGGAAGAACGGGCACUCUUAACCUGCUCACCCGCCACUGACCUGCUGCCUGGAGAAGACCAGACGCUGGGCGACAGUAGAGCAGAGCUGAAACCAAAGCUACAUAUAAGGCAUGGGUUUUUACACUUGUAUCAGGGCCGUUGCCCCUACUUGCCUUUUUGGCAGAGGCUCAGAGCAGAUCCGCUGGUGUUAGUUUAGCAGAAUCCUUGCGUGGCACUACGGGUGAUUUGUACAGUAGUUCAGGGGGUUUGCUCUGAGCCUUCGCCCUGCAGUCUGACCUCCUCCAGCACUUCGUAGAGCCCCCCCACUCCUCGUCCAGUGUAUCUGUUCGCUGAUUUAACAGUGCUAAGCUGCAGAUUGACCCCCCCAAGACCUUCAACAUAUCGUUCCUCUGACCAAUCACAGUAGUAGAAUGAAUUCAUGGAAGAAACUCUGUGCAGUGAUGGUUUUCUGUUGGGUCAUUCAUCUCAUCCUCACCUCCGGAUGGUUCGGUUAUCUGUAUAGAAGAUGUUCUGUUAUUAUUAUUAUAAUACACAGAAGGAUGCUGUUUUUUCUCUGAAGCCACUGUGGUGCUGCAGACUGGUGUAAACAUGUUGACAGAAUAAUGAGGUUUAAGGAGAGCUGCCCGCUGUCCUGCCUGCUUUUCUGUCUGCAUUUUUACAACCAGCCGGUCUGCAUAUUGGGUCGCUUUUCUUUUUCUGUUAACCGGUCCCUCUGAGUCAGUAUUAGUCGGCGUCGCUCCCACGGCGAGGAGACAUCCGCUCAGUGUGCAGCUUCGUCCGUCUUCAUGGGAAACAUUUGACGAAUCCCUUCGUGUUUGUUUCCCCUCCAGAAAACUGCCUUGUCACUUUUUUUCUUUGUGCAUUAACGUGGUAUGAGGAACCUGAAAUGUCUUCUUCUUUUUUUUAAACAAAAGAAAAGAACUGGCCUCCUCUUAGAGCUCUCAGAGGUACUCGAUGUUUUAAUUUGUCAUCCACGUCACCACCCCGUACAGCGCAACUUAACCUUGUAGUAGCAACAUAAGAGCUGACCUGGUAGCGUCUCUGUUCAUGUGUACCGGUAAGGCCCCCUCACAUCUGUCUGCUGUUGUAGAUAAAGACUUAUAAUGAUGUCUGUGACCCGGAGGUCGGGUCGGCCGUUCCACUAGACCCUCAGUCCAGUAGUAGAGUCUGUUUAAAGAGGCGAUCAGCCGUUUAUUCAGGAAUGUCAAUAGAAAAUAAUUAUGUAUGUAUUCCCCUGCUCCUGAAAACGACUGGAAUCGAUCAGAGAAACCAACUCCCCUGAAUCAUGCGUUGUCCUGAUUCUGCUCAUUCUGUGCAUAAUAUUUAGAUUAAAAUUUGUAUAUUGCAUGAUUAGGAAUGUACACUUUUUAUUUCCCCCUUCCUGUUCAAUGCUUACACAAAACAAAACUUGUCAUUCCAUUAUUUUUUUUUUUUAAAUGAAGUUUACUUGACCAUUCUCUAUUUUUGAUGGUAUUGUGUUUUUAUCUAUUCUCAGUUCAGACAAUUAAAGGAAAAAAGGAGUGAUAUCAUUGAAUGUUUUAAAUUAUUAAAGGCGUGGGAAGGAAGGAAGGAAGGAAGGAAGGAAGGGGGGUUCUGUUCGGUGUCGUGACACCGAGGCAUUGGGGCUCCGAGUAGAAACCAGAACGGGUCACAUGAAGCAGUGUACUGAGAGGAAACCCACUCUGUCUUAAUUCUCUGUUGGUUCGGUUGUAGUGAGUUAUUUUACCAGGUUUGGCUUGUGACAUUGAAAAUAUACUCUCAUGACAGAUUUAUAAUGCUCAUGUCUUUUCAUUUCUCCAUAUUCAACUAUCGAGCUGUACAAUGUCAUGUUUUAAAGGGGACGACGUAAGUUAUCUACAUUCCCUUUACAGAAAGUCCACCUAAAUUAAAAAAUAAAGGCUGUAAGAAGCUGCUGUAGUCGUUUUUUUUUGUGUUACAGUGAACCAAUAAACGCCCACAAAUGCCAAAUA
This is a messenger RNA of Acanthochromis polyacanthus (spiny chromis), 6675 nucleotides long. RefSeq names its product adaptor related protein complex 3 subunit delta 1 (gene ap3d1). Gene Ontology annotation, biological process: synaptic vesicle membrane organization; protein targeting to vacuole; anterograde synaptic vesicle transport. The coding region runs from base 248 to 4039 and encodes 1263 amino acids. Lineage: Eukaryota; Metazoa; Chordata; Actinopteri; Pomacentridae. The transcript has 34 exons. The record is from RefSeq and is a predicted model, not a curated record. Gene Ontology annotation, cellular component: membrane coat; AP-3 adaptor complex; endosome membrane.